Molecule: messenger RNA, 3435 nt
Organism: Closterium sp. Naga37s-1
Lineage: Eukaryota; Viridiplantae; Streptophyta; Zygnematophyceae; Desmidiales; Closteriaceae
Source: the annotation of a GenBank genome assembly
AUGGGUCACAAGGUGCACAAGCCGGGAGAUGAGCAUCGUUUCCAUUCGCUGACUCAUCCCCACGUGCACCCGCCAGCCGGCAGUCCGCGCCUCCGACGAACUCGCAUUCCGUCACGCGUGCUUGUGCAAACUAAGGCGGUCCUGUCGCGGCAGGCGAAGCGCCUUGCACGAAAAGCCGACGAACUCGAACACGUGAUCUCCAAAGUUACAUAUUGUUUAGGCGUCCUUUGCUUCGGCAUCUUCUGUUUUCUCCUCGGAUCCCGGCCCUAUGACGUUCCUCGUCUAUACGCCGCCUUUUUCCUCAUGGCCACACCCCUCCGCUGGAUCUACUACCGCAGCAAGAAAUGGCACUAUUUCCUUCUCGACUUCUGUUACUACGCGAACGCGAUUCUGGUGGCGUUUCUCGUCUUCUUCCCCAUGAGUCAGCACCUCUUCCUCGUCUGCUUCGCUUUCUCUGAGGGUCCCUUGGCAUGGGCGCUCAUAGUAUGGCGAUGCAGCCUGGUGUUCAGCUCGGUGGACAAGAUCGUGAGCGUGCUGAUACACCUGUUACCCGGUACAGUCAUCUUCAUUAUCCGCUGGUGGGACCCGGUGACCUUCCACCACCACUCAGCAGACGACACGGGGCCCUGGCCCGCGUGGCCGCACGUGGCGAGCAUGGGCGAGCUGUGGGUGUGGAUGCUCGUGGUUCCGCUCAUCGCCUACAGCCUGUGGCAGAUCCUCUACUGGUUGGUGGUGGAGGUGCUGAGGAAGCGGCGGCUGGUGAGGGACCCAGAGGUGAUGACGUCAUUCCGGGAACUUUCCAAGAAGGCCUCCCGCGCCAACAACUUCUGGUGGUGGCUGAGUGGCGUGCUGGGGGAUUCGAACCGCUUCCUCAUGUACGCCCUCAUUCAGGGCGUCUUCACGGUGGCCACGGUAGCCCUCACAGUGCCCAUGUUCUGCAGCUACCGCUUCCAUGCGCUCUUCCAGAUCUUCAAGAUCGCUGCCUCCAUCUGGAACGGAGGGAACUUCAUAUUCGAUGUGCUGCCGCGACAAGUUCAUGCAAAGCGAAUGAAGAAAGCAGCCAAGGCAGCAGAAGGGGGAGGGGUUAGCAGCCCAGAGAAAGACCCCCUGCUAGAUACCCCCGGUUGGGAUGCACAUGCGAGCAGCAGGGAAGAGCGCCAGGCAGAAAAACGGGCAGCUGCAGCAGAGGCGGCAGAUGCAGCGGCGUCACUUGAUGGGGCAUUUGUUCCGCCCAUCAGUGGGGAUUUUCUGUUACCGGGUAACAACUCGUGGAGCCAUGUGGGGGCGAGUGGCAGUCUGGCUGCGUACAGGGCGAGUGUGCGGGGGAAGGGGCAUGGAGGGGAGGAGGAGGAGGAGAGUGAUGAUGAGGUGUGGGAGGAGGUGGGGUCUGAUGAGUUGAACGAGGAGGGGGAGGUGGAGGGGGAGGCGGAGGGAGAAGGGGAAGCAAGUGAGGAGGGGGAAGAGAGUGGGGAACAAGGAGAGCUGCAUCACCUGGAUCUGGAACCAGAUGUGCCUGGUGGUGCUUCUGGGGGUGGUUUUGGAAGUGGGUUGGGAGUGAAGAGUGUUAUUGCUCCCCCUCGCAAUGUACUGUACACGAUGCGUCUGUACGGCAUGCCUGGCGCGCACGAUGCUACUGACGAGGAUGACCUUAGCGAGGACGAGGAAGAUGACCCUGACAGCUCAGCAGAAGCCGGUACCGGCAGCGGUUACCUUGUGCGCACAACAACAGGUUUAUUCGGCAAUGGAGGCUCAACUGGGGGAGGCUUAUUCGGCGGAAGCUCCUUGGCUGGCGGAGGGGGGAGCGGAGGAAGCAGCGCGGAUGGCGGUGGUAGUGGCGGAGGAGGGGGAAUGGGAGGGUCAGGGGGGGGUAUUCAGAGGGUGGAGUCUAGCAUGUGGGGGGGGUGGUGGUCUGAGCUGUGGCAGGAUAGGCAGCCGCAGAAGCUCCACGCUCUGGGAACGCCGAGUGCAGAGGACGCUGCUGCGUGGAUCGAUGCCAUCACCAAGGCCCUCACUCUGCCGCCCCCGCCUCUGCUCACACCAGCGGCCGAUGCCCCAACCCUGCCGUCACAACCGUCACACCCAUUACAACAACCGUCACACCCAUUACAACCGUUACGAACACCAUCACAUUCCUCAAAACCGCCUAAGUCACCGCGGCAAGCUCCGUCCACUCGGACCGGUCAAGAUGAUAGCCCAAUAUCACGGUCCCCGCAGGCUAAGUCUGCUUCGUCUUCCUCACCGGACCUCAUAGGCUCUCUAAUUUCAGCCCACGCCACAUCCCUUGCCACCCCAGCCACCGCUGCUCAUUCCCUCUUUGGCGCCCCUCCUUCAUCUGCUGACGUGGCGAAUCUGGCCCUCCCUGCUGCGACUUCUUUCCACCCAGCUGCUGCUGCUGUUUCUGCCGCUGCUGCGGCUGCUGCGGAUCCUGCUGCCGCUGCUGCAGCUGCUGCUGCUGAUCCAGCCGCCGCCGCUGCUGCUAUGACUAAUAUGAUGUUCCCAGCUGCUGCUGCUGCCGCCGCUGCUGCUGCGGAUCCUGCUGCUGCAGCAGCUGCUGCUGCUGCUGAUCCAACCGCCACUGCUGCUGCUAUGGCAAAUAUGAUUAGCUUUGGCAGUGGGGACAGCAGCGGCAUGCUCACACCUCCCACUGGCUCCUCUCCUGCUCUCUCCUUCCAGCCUAGCCCGUCCCUCUCAUCCCCGCUCCUCCCCACCCACUCCCCCCUCGACUCGUUAUCUCUCACCCGAAUCCCUGGUGGGGCUGUUGGCUCUGGGGGGGUUUCUGCAACGGUAGGGGGGGCAGGGGGGGCAGGGACGGUAGUCGGGGCAAGUGCGGGAGUGCCAGGGGUGGCAAGGGUGGCAGGGGUUGCGUCGUCUCUGGAAAGGCCAGGCUCCCAUGCGCCGUCCUCCCAGCAGCAGCUGCCCUCCUCGUCCUCCCACGCUCCUCCUCCCCCUCUUCCCACCUCUUCCUCCCCGUCGUCUGCUGUUGUUGCGUCGCCCUCCAAGUGGCGCCUCGACCGCUGCCAGAACGGGCUCCGAUUCUUUGAAGAGGCCAGCAGGACGCCUAUUCUCCACCGCCUCUACAAGCUGCCUGUGAUGAAAGCAGUGGGAGUGGUGAAGGCCGCACCAGACCAGAUAUUCGACCUCGUGAUGAGCUUCGGGGAGGAGCGAGCAGAGUGGGAUGCCAUGUUUGCAGAGGCACGAGUGGUGGAGGCUAUUGAUGGUCACACAGACGUGGUGCAUAUGUGCUUGAAACGAACCUCGCUAUGGACGAGGUCGAGAGACCUGUGUCUGCUACGAUACUGGAAGAGAGAAGAAAACGGAACUUACCGUAUUCGUGUUCUUCAAGUCAGUCAGCCACCCCAAGUGCCAUCGGCCAUGGGGUCGCGUCCGUGCGCUUAUCUACAGUGGCGGCUACAUCAUAUCGCCCCUGCAGCAUAG